Molecule: messenger RNA, 2686 nt
Organism: Esox lucius (northern pike)
Lineage: Eukaryota; Metazoa; Chordata; Actinopteri; Esociformes; Esocidae
Gene: etfbkmt
Product: electron transfer flavoprotein subunit beta lysine methyltransferase
Exons: 3
Coding region: 680-1459 (259 amino acids)
Biological process (GO): peptidyl-lysine trimethylation
Cellular component (GO): mitochondrial matrix
Molecular function (GO): protein-lysine N-methyltransferase activity
Source: RefSeq, a predicted model, not a curated record
AGUGGCAUUCGAACUAGACAACAUCGCUCUUGUUUUAGUUCAAUCAAGGUGUUUGAUGCUGUCUGACUGCUUAUAUAUACUAAACAAAAAUAUACAUCGUCCUAUAUUUCAUGAAAUAAAAUAACCCAGAUAUUUUGCUUGAGCAAUGAGCUUUUGUUAUGACGAACCACCUUCUGAAAAUGUUUAUUUUUUUUACACUUCGGAACCAAAUGUACUUCGCAUGGGCAUUUUAAAACCGUUACACUGGUCCCGUCAUGUUUUUUGUCCGUGUGGGUUCAAGCUGGUUGUUAGGAUAGACUGUAUUUUCGUGUGAAAUGGGGAUUAAAUACUGCUAAACAUUCAGCUGUAGUUAUUGUUUUUAUUACAGGGACACGGUGUAGAAUCUUGCCUCUAAACAAUAACAAAACAUAUCUCUUCCUCGUCUUCCUUUGCUGAACGAGACAGGAAUAGUAUUAGCAAGUCCAUGGUGGUUUGUGUGGGUAGGAUAUUACUGCAGUUGUCGAAAGCGAGAUUACAAGUGAAUGCAAACUGAUUGACGGACCGCCGAGUUUAAAUAGACGAUGUCUCUGUCACUUAAAUAAAUUUAGUAGAAAGAUAUUAUGUGAAACAUUAACUGCAUUUAUGUACUGGUAAUUUACAUACUGCCAAUUAGCUUCUAGCUAGUUAACAAUUAGUAACAAUGUUAUUGUUAAAUAGGCGUGCAAUUUUGUACCUUAAAGACAAAGGUUUCAUGAAAAUUGUCCAAGCACUUUGCACUAGUACUACAAAUGGAUACCUUCAAGACUGUGUCUCGGAUAAUGAUAUAAAGAACUUCAUUAAAGAAAACACUGAGAUAGUAAACGAACGCAACUUGACGCCAGAAAUCCGUCUGAGACUGUUCACACCGAACUGUCGGUUUUGGCAUGCCAGACCAGAACUAUGGCCCUUCUCUGACCCAUUCUGGGCAAUCUACUGGCCAGGGGGACAAGCCCUUACCAGGUAUCUCCUGAGUAACCCUGGCGUUUCAAAGGGCAAGAGAGUGUUAGAUCUAGGGUGUGGCUGUGGAGCUUCAGCUAUUGCUGCCAAGUUCUGCGGUGCUGCUCAUGUUGUGGCAAAUGACAUUGACCCAGUUGCAGGCAUCGCGACCCAACUGAACUGUGAGCUGAAUGGUCUAGAAACAGUUAUGUUUGAGAAGGAGAACAUAAUUGGUUCAGAGCCAGGUGGAUAUGACCUCAUCCUCCUGGGAGACAUGUUCUAUGAGGAGGCAUUAGCGGACAGCCUCCACAACUGGUUGAACCACUGCAUCCAGACUUAUGGGACCCAGGUUCUGAUUGGGGACCCAGGGCGGGCUUCUUUUGAAGGACAUGGCAUCAGGAGACUUCUGCGUCAGGAGGCUCAGUUUGAACUGCCUGAAGCUGUUAGAGAGGAGAACUACGGACUCACUUGUACCACGGUGUGGCGCUACCUGCCAGGACUCUGACACACACACACACACACUCUGAAAGUCUUGUUCACACUGGCAUUUUGAAGUGAGCCAUCUCACAUUUCUCUGGUAUCCAAUUGCUAAAUUUCCUUGCAUCUGCCAAAAAGCUGUGAAUCGGUUAAUUUCAUGUCAUUUUUCAAGACUUUGUAUGGUUUAAAAACAGAUUCCUGGCCAUGCAAUUUGUCUGAAGAGUCAAAUAUAUAUUGUCCCUCAACGGUUAGGGCUGCCUCAAAUGAUUGGUACCCUAAACAUUUUGACCAGUAGGGCUCACACAAUGACCAAAAAAACUAAGCCAAUUUACUUACACAAUAACUAGGUUUUGAAGCAUGAAUUUAAUGUUUUAGGUGAGUUACUACAUUUUGCAGACAUGCCAUAGAGGGAUGUGCCAUGAAACAGUUGUGACAAUUCUACUUAAUUUAGAGAAUAAGACUGUUUAAAAAAAUUCUGUUUUUUUGUCUGUCAGGAGAAUGAAACAUUUCUGUAAUUGGACCUUCCAGCAAAACAAGCGCACUGAAAUAAAUAAAAUAUAGGAGCAAGGUUUAAUCCAAGGGAUUUCAACUUGCCAUGAAUUGACUUUAUUUACAAUACACAAUAUGUAAUGCUAUACGUAUAAUUACAGAUUGAUGUAAUGUUAAAUAUAUAAUUACAGACAAUCAGUGCAUUUAUCUUAUUGAUAAAUGCUUCUCAAUAAGAGUUAUAGUCAUGUGAAUUUAAUAUAAUGUAGAGUGAGGGCUCUGUGUGUGGCUGGCCUUCACUGAUAUGGGUUGAAGACUGUUGAAUGGCCUUGUAGUCUUGUAUCUGUGAUUGUUUGGGGUACCAGUGAUUGCCUGGCCUUCUUUGUAGACACCUGUGGUACCAAUGAUUAGACAUUUUGUAUACUCAAUGUGAAGUGAUGUCUUUGUACAUGUGAAUUGAUUCAGACCCGAUGGGUUAACUUACAAAGUAAACAUUGUGCUUUGAGAUUUUUACUUUGUGUUUCACAAAGUAAAAAAAAAAUGCAACGAAGAAUGCCAAUCAUUUGAGAUUAGGGUAUUUGACAAAUCUUGUAAUUGUUUGAUAAACAGUAAGGUCUGUCAGUACCCCUGCACACCCUCUAGAUAACUAAACAUGAAAACUAUACAUGUAUAUUUGUUUUUGCCUUGAAACUUCAUGCAUUCACACUUCAGUGGAUUGAGCUCUGUGAUGGAAAUUCCAAUGUAUCGACACUCGGAGUAAGGAACACAG